GACACAACCUCUUCAGAUCAUCCUGGUUAUCUAGUACUUCAUUGAAAAUGGCCAAGGAAAUGAUGAAGUCAGUUGCGCUGUUUAUUCUUCUUUUGAACUUGUGCAUGUAUAUAAUUGUUUGUGCAACUGCUGGGUGGGCACUUAACAAGGCAAUCGAGCAUGAAAUCAUCACAGGGCUGGAAACUCCACUGCCAAACCCAUACUGGGCAGUCUACUUUCCAAUGGGAAAUGCGGCCACUGGAUUCUUCAUAAUCUUUGCGUUGAUAGCAGGAGUGGUGGGAUGUGCUUCGUGCCUUUCUGGGCUUCACCACUUGCGGUCUUGGACAGAAAAUGGCUCGGCCUCUGCUGUCUCUGCUGCUCUCACAGCCUGGGGCCUCACGCUCUUGGCCAUGGGAUUAGCUGGCAAGGAAAUCGACUUACACGGUAGAAACUCCCGUCUGAAAACGGUGGAGUCAUUUGUGAUAAUUCUAUCUGCCACGCAACUGUUGUAUAUACUCGCACUCACUCGCAUUAACACCUCUGUGAGCCCGUAUUAAUAUGUGUGCCGAGAGCACGAAGAUGAAAUGUAUUCUUGUGUUGGGGAUUUGAAGUGCAAGGGAUGGAUUAUCAUUAUGGUGUAUUAUUGUAAACUAUAACAACACCAGAAGUAUUCAUUUGUAUACAUUUUCUUAAUGUAAUAUAUUCAUUUCUCUGUCUCAGAGCUUGUAGUUUUCUAA
Cryptomeria japonica (Japanese cedar) is the source of this 716-nucleotide messenger RNA. Its product is annotated as membrane protein PM19L. The record is from RefSeq and is a predicted model, not a curated record. Bases 48 to 536 code for a protein of 162 amino acids. The transcript has 4 exons. NCBI's taxonomy places the organism in Eukaryota, Viridiplantae, Streptophyta, Pinopsida, Cupressales, Cupressaceae.